Molecule: messenger RNA, 2964 nt
Organism: Brienomyrus brachyistius
Lineage: Eukaryota; Metazoa; Chordata; Actinopteri; Osteoglossiformes; Mormyridae
Gene: zbtb8a
Product: zinc finger and BTB domain containing 8A
Exons: 4
Coding region: 1061-2311 (416 amino acids)
Biological process (GO): regulation of transcription by RNA polymerase II
Molecular function (GO): protein binding; DNA-binding transcription factor activity, RNA polymerase II-specific; RNA polymerase II cis-regulatory region sequence-specific DNA binding
Source: RefSeq, a predicted model, not a curated record
CCAACAACCGGGUUUCGGUCUUUAGGGCUGAGCAGGAACUGAGCGAAUGUGUACCCUGUGCAGCCGAGCAAGAAGCACCUAGACCCAAAAAGCGACGCAAAAAUGGAAACGCUAUCCGAAAUUAGAGCAAAGGGAUCUUCGGGGACACCCGGCGAUCCAGGGCACCAGUAAGUAUUGAUAGCUAUUGAGACUGUUAGGGGGGUGAGGAUCUGCGGCAGGGCGGAGGGUGUCAUUGCAGCCUGCAGGGCGUCAGCGAGCGGGUCCGGCGGAUGUCAGGAAUGCGCACCCUCACUCCCCCUCCCCGGAGCAUGGUACCCGAAAGGUAUCGUUGGGCGUCAAAAGCGGGCGUACGUGUGACUGAGCCCUUGCUUCUUAAAGGGGGUAAAUCUUGCAGCUUCCAGUGCAUGCUUGACUGUUUUCUGGCAUACUUGUGUUUUUUUUUUCUUUAAUCGUGGAAGCGACCCAAGUGGGCGUAUCUGUAAGACCUACAGGGCUGCGCUAGAACUCACUCCGCCAGCCUCACACCCACAGGCUCGUGGGUGUCCAUGCCUACGGCGUUGCUUCCUCAGACAAUUAAGGGCGUGAUAGCUACAUUGCAAUAAAGGACAAAUGUGCAUAUGGUGGGUUGGUUUUAUCUGUAAUUUGCUACCAGUGAGUACAAGUUCUGCAUGAUAAACUGAAACGUGAGUUUAAUUCAUUAUCUGAUCUUAGGAAACGGGCGUGUAUUGCCCACCUGCUUGUGAUGCAGUCUGGGCCGCCCGCGUACGUUUUCCGUCGGGCGAUUUUCCGCUGUGUCCCUCGUUGCCCGAUCCGCAGAGUCGGGUGUCGCUUCUCUGUGUGCACACGGAAUUAACGGACAGAUCGCCCAGCCAAUCAUGACGCAGAGCAUUUACGGGGCGGGGUCUCCGAGAAACACUUUUUAUUGUCCUGCACAAAAAGGAGAUUAGAGACAGAACAAAGAGGAUUCGUGGACACAACGAAGACGUCCCACAGACAGAAGCAACUGCCCACGAGCUUCAUAGUGACCAUAAUACAGUUGACGCGAACAUCUGGUGCAGAUAUGAUGGCCGAGCACCAGAGCCGCCUGCUGCAACAGCUGGAUGAACAGCGGAGACAGGAACUCUUCUGUGACUGCCAUGUGUUGGUGGAGGGACAGCUGUUCAAGGCGCACCGCAACGUGCUGUUUGGCAGCAGUGGCUAUUUCCGCAUGCUGCUGGGGCGGGGCGGAGCAGAGUGUGGCAGGCCUGUCUCCGCCACAUUUGAAGCCUUCAGUGCCGACACCUUCUCUGUCAUCCUGGAUUUUGUCUACUCAGGCCGUCUGGACCUUACCAGUGUCAAUGUCAUUGAGGUGAUGUCAGCUGCCAGCUACUUGCAGAUGAAUGAUGUCAUUGGGUUCUGCAAGGGCUUCAUCAGGUCUUCUCUGGAUAUCAGCGCUAAAGAGACUGCAGAUCAGUGCCUCAGCCUACCAGAGGAGAGCAGCACCCCCGAGGGGGUAGAUCACGUCCCCAUUGCCCAGGUGGAGAUAUGUACUGAGCCCAAGCCGGAGGUCUCAAACUUAAGCCAGGGUCUGGGUGCACCUCUCCCACGAGGAAGGCGGAGGGCUCCACCUUCCCAGCCCAUCAAAGUUGAGCAGAUGACGGAUUCCACAGCAUACCGCGUUGCCAGAGGAUCGGCUAGGCGGCGGACUUGGAGCAGCCUACCUGUGGGGGAGACCACAUCCAUAGCAAGCCAACAGGGGGCGCCCUCCAGCAAAGCACAGAAGGCUGACGAGCUCUAUGCCACUUUACCCACGAUUGUCGGAGUUGUUGGUGUUUUCAACAAAGACUCCAGCCCUUCAAUGCGCUUCAAGUGUCCCUUCUGCACACACACGGUGAAGCGGAAGGCUGAUCUGAAGAGGCACCUGCGCUGCCACACGGGUGAGCGGCCAUAUCCUUGCGAGGCCUGCAGCAAGCGCUUCACCCGCCUGGAGCACCUGCGAAGCCACUUCGAGACGAUCCACCAGGCUAGGAAGCUGGUGUGCCGGAAAUGCAAACGUCACGUGACAGAGCUGAGUGGGCGGGUAGUGUGUGAGGGCACCCGGCGCUACAGGCUCUGUAACGAGUGCAUCCAGGAGAGUGGCUGCGAGGGCCUCCUGAUUGACACAGCCAGUAGUGAGUCGGCACUUCUCAUGGGCAUGGGUGAGGAAGAUGAGGAUGACAAGGAGAAAGACUGGCUGAUGACGGACGAGGAUGACCUGGCGGUGGAUUCUGGGACUGACCUCAUCAUUCAGGAAGUAGAUGACAGUGAAGAGGAACAGGAGCUUCAGAAUUAAAACACAAACUGUCUACCUACAGCGCCCCCUGUAGGGGUACAAAUGCCAUAAAUUAACUGCAAAAUGUAAACACGUUAAUUGAUGAUUUGAAAACCCUUUUUUCUUGGUUUCCAAUUGAGUUUGUAACUGUUUUACUUGUAUACAGUUUCAAAGGUUUGAAUUUAUUAGAUUAUAAAUCAAGUCAUUAAUCAGUCAAAUAUAUGCUUCUUCCCGCACCUGGCCAUCUGGGGCUGCUCUGCAUUACCAUGUCGGAUUUCAGAUGGUCGCCUAACCUGAAAGGCCUGCAUAGUUCAGCAUAAAGACAGCAGGAAGAAACCUUUAUCUUGGUGUGAAUGGCAGCAGAAGGUACAGAAAACUGGAGUCCAUUGCUGCCGUCAGUCUGACAGGAAGCAGCCAACACUGACUCCAUUUCUAUCUAGAAAACUUUGAGAGAAAAGGAGGUUUGGAAGAUUGCUGGAUGGUUCUAUAUACUAUAGGAUCUGCUUUUAUUUAUUUUACUAUGUCAAACUAUGUUUUAUUAAUGGACUUUAUACGUGAUCCAAUUUAUUUUUGAUUGUAAAUAUUAGCAUUUCUUCUUUGGAGUAUUAAUGUUAUUCAUAUUUAUUAAACUUUUUGUAUUCAUUUUCUACACAUUAAAUAUAUUUUUAUACACA